Brassica napus (rape) is the source of this 876-nucleotide messenger RNA. RefSeq lists its product as uncharacterized. The transcript has a single exon. The record is from RefSeq and is a predicted model, not a curated record. NCBI's taxonomy places the organism in Eukaryota, Viridiplantae, Streptophyta, Magnoliopsida, Brassicales, Brassicaceae. Bases 1 to 876 code for a protein of 291 amino acids.
AUGCUCUCCCUACGCCCUCUUGCUAGAAGAUUCCUUUGGUGUGAUGUUUCAGACGGGCAGAGCUCUAGCUUCUGGUUUGAUCACUGGCUUGAUCUGGGUCCUUUAAUUGAUGUUGUUGGACAGGACGGUCCCCAACUGAUGGGUAUUCCUAUAGAAAGCAGGGUCUCAGAUGCUGGUACCUCCCGCGGGUGGCGUCUCCCUCCCUCCCGCACUCGUAAUCAAAGUCUUGCAGCGGUAAGGGAUUGUCUUCUCCGAACUCCUCUUCCGUCUUCGGUUGAACACUCAGAUUGUUUUGAAUGGAUCGUUCCCGGGUCUGCGACUACUAUAUUCUCAUCGGCGCUAACGUGGGAUCAUCUUAGACCAAGAGUGCCUCGACCUCCUUGGCACACUGGUGUUUGGUUCAAAGGCUGUAUUCCAAAGCAUGCGUUUCACUUUUGGGUGGUGAUUCUCAAUAGACUACCGGUUCGUGACAGGUUGGUCAGAUGGGGAUUAGAAGUCUCAGAUAAAUGCCUGCUAUGUACCCAAAACAUAGAGACUCGGGAUCAUCUCUUCUUGUCGUGUGAUUACAGUCGAGAGGUAUGGAACAUUGUGUCAAGACGUCUGGGGGAUAGCUGGCUCUGUGAUAACUGGGGUGCUUUUAUGAAUUGGAUUAGUGAUACCGCUUCUCCUCCUGUUACUCUGCUCAAGCGUCUGGUCUUCCAGGCUACAAUCUAUCUGAUUUGGCGUGAAAGGAACUCGCGACUCCACGCUGGCCCAUCCCUUCUACCUUCUCUGCUGUUCAGGCAGAUUGACAGGUGUAUCAAGGAUGCAAUUCUGGCUCGUCUCAACCGCAAGGGGUUCAGAAAUCUUCUAAGCCUCUGGUUUGCUCAUGAGUAA